AUGCAGGCCAAUACAGGCCUAUCUCCUGCUGUAAUAUUCUAUACAAGUGUAUAUCUAAAUGAUCUGUUCCAGGCUAAAUCCAGCAUUAAAGUUAAUGGUGAAGGACAUGGUUACUUUGCUGGAAAGAGAGGGUUUAGGCAAGGAGAUCCAAUUUCUCCAUUGCUAUUUGUUCUUGUAAUAGAAUGCCUUUCUAGAACUUUAAGGACAAUCAGUAGACUGCCUGAUUUCAGGUUCCAUCCAAUGUGUAAAGGGAUCAAGCUGACACAUCUCAUAUUUGUUGAUGAGUUGAUGAUAUUCUGUAAAGGAAAUACUAGCUCAGUAAAUAGAGUAAUGGAAGCCCUUGAUCACUUCAAUAAAGUAUCUGGUUUGAUUGCAAAUAUGGAAAAAUCAAGCAUCUUUGUAGCUGGGGUUGGAGAUGAUAUCGAAGAUCAACUGUUGAGAAGAACAUGUUUCACUGCUGGAACAUUUCCUAUCAAAUACUUGGGGCUGCCUCUAUCUCCUAGGAAAUGGAACAAGAUGGAUUGUCAAAUGUUGAUUGGGAAGAUCACUCACAGAACUAAUGUUACAUAUUCUAACUUCUGGGGAAAUGUUUUCAUUAUACCACAAAGUAUGGUGAAAGGAGUUGAUAAGCUAUGUAGAGAGUAUCUAUGGGGAAAAAAGGAGGGACAGAAGAAAGUGGCUCUGGUUGUAUGGGAUAAGGGCAGAUAUACAUUAACUCCAGAAGGGAGUUACUCAAUUACUCGAAGCUAUCUUGAAAUAAUUAGUCGACAACAGAAGCUGAAGGUUGCAGAUUUAAUAUGGACAGCUGUAGCACAACCCAAACACAGGUUUAUUGGUUGGCUUGCAACACUUGGGAUGCUGCUAACUAAGGAUAGGAUGAUUGGAAUGCAAUUACAGGUUGAAAACAUUAGCUGUAAUUUGUGUAAUGAGGACACACUGGAAUCACAGGACUAUCUGUUUGUUAAAUGUGGCUGGAUCAAUGCAGUAAGGCAAGAGUUAAAUUUGUGGUUAGGGCAGGCAGUGCAAAUUACAGGAAUCAAACAAAUGCUGGAACAUAGCAAAAGGAAGCAUUAG
Molecule: messenger RNA, 1074 nt
Organism: Nicotiana attenuata
Lineage: Eukaryota; Viridiplantae; Streptophyta; Magnoliopsida; Solanales; Solanaceae
Exons: 4
Coding region: 1-1074 (357 amino acids)
Source: RefSeq, a predicted model, not a curated record